AUGGCGUUUGAAAAAUUAUACUACGAUCCGUCGCAUAACGCGGGCUAUUCGGCGGUGGAUAAUCUAACUCGUGCUGUUAAACCGAAUUUCUCACGGGGAGAAGUCGUGCGCUGGCUCGAAUCGCAAGACGCGUACACGUUGCACCGACCAUUGCGUAGAAAAUUUCCACGAUUGCAUUACAACGUAACGAACAUCGACGAUGUGUGGGAGACAGAUUUGAUCGAACUCCGAAAUCUAAAAAGUUACAACGACGGUUAUUCCUAUCUGUUAGUGAUUAUCGAUGUACUUAGUAAAUACGUAUGGGUAGAACCGUUACGCGGCAAAACGAGUAACUGCGCGAUAAAAGUUUUUCAACGCGUACUAGCGAAAAGCGAAGGACGAGUACCCGUAUACCUGCAAACGGACAAGGGUAAAGAAUUUGUCGCACAAUCAAUGCAGAAAUUUCUUAAAGAAAACAACAUUCGUUUUCGAGACAUUGUACACGCUUACAAUCACACGCGUCACUCGUCCACAAGAAUGCAACCUGCGGUAGUAACGAGAGAAAACGCACGUAUCACUCGUGAAAAUAUAGCUCGUCGUUGGAAAAACGAAACGCUAAAGAAACGGGUGCGAAAAGUUAAAUAUCGCGUCAGAGAUCACGUUCGUAUCAGUAGAGCGAAAGCUGCCUUCGAGAAAGGAUACGAGGCUAAGUGGAGCGAGAAGAUGUUUCAAAUUUACCGUGUUCUCGAUUGGCGAAACCCUCACGUGUACGAACUGCGAGAUUUAGCAGGCGAAGUCAUAGACGGUAUUUUCUAUGAGCAAGAAUUAGCUCGAGUUGAGAAAAACGUAGAGGAAAAACAGUUUAUCGUCGAUCGCGUGAUAAAGAGUAAAGGACGAGGAGCUAAUAAGCAAAAUACCUGUGUCGAAUAUGAGAUGAACUACAAUCAAGAACGUGGACAAACCAUGUGA
Molecule: messenger RNA, 948 nt
Organism: Trachymyrmex cornetzi
Lineage: Eukaryota; Metazoa; Arthropoda; Insecta; Hymenoptera; Formicidae
Exons: 3
Coding region: 1-948 (315 amino acids)
Biological process (GO): DNA integration
Molecular function (GO): nucleic acid binding
Source: RefSeq, a predicted model, not a curated record